Ceutorhynchus assimilis (cabbage seed weevil) is the source of this 405-nucleotide messenger RNA. NCBI's taxonomy places the organism in Eukaryota, Metazoa, Arthropoda, Insecta, Coleoptera, Curculionidae. The record is from the annotation of a GenBank genome assembly.
AUGGCAGGAAACAGGAAGAAAAAGUCACUAACUGGUCCCAAAUGUAAAGGCAAUGUUACAAAAACUCAAAACAAAAUUCAAUGUGCUGGUGGGUGCAAGGAAUGGUUCCACAAGUCCUGCUCUGGAUUGACAGAUGAGGAGUUUACUGCUUUCGAACUACUUAGAACAGAUGAAAAAUGGUGCUGUGUCACAUGUUCUAUCAACCUUGAGACUAGUGACUUGGAGCCUGAAGAAAGUGAUGAACCUCUGGUACCUGUUAGAUCCCAGAGACUGAGCACUGCUACUGUGUGCUUUAAAUACGUCUGGUGCAAAGAUGACAACAUUUUAGCCAGAAAGACUGAAGGUGCCCCUGUGAUUCGCAUAAUUACAUCGGGACAAGUGGAUAGUUUAAAAACAAAUGUCUAG